AAAAUACAAACGCGUUCCCGGAAACAAGCCUCACACGGCUGCCGGUUAAAGUCAGACUCCCUCACUUGGAGUCCCUCUACAACUCCUCCCAAAACGACGGCGGCGAAGACAAUUCCCUAACCUCAGUGGAGCUCUCAGUCCCCGAUGUCCCUCCUCUUCCUCUCUCUCCUCCUCCUCCUCCUCCUCUCUCCUCUCUCCUCCUCCUCCUCCUCCUCCUCCUCCACCAGCACCUCCCGCCGCCUCCUCCAAUCCACAAACACCACCACCGCCGCCGCCGCCUCAUGCCCACUCAAUUUCACCGCCCUCGAACAACUCGUAGGCGUCUCCAACACCCCAACCGCCAACCUCGACACCGCCACCCGUUGCCAGUACAUCAAACAAGGCCUCCGCUUGGUCGAAUCCCUCUACCUCCAAGCCUCAAACAACUUCCUCCCCCCGUUAACCUCCGCCUCAUCCUGCUGGGCCGCUUACCAAUCCCUCGUCGACUCGUUCGUAUCCGGCUUCGACGUCCGCACCGCCUGCGGCUUCCAGACCGACUGGAUCUCCCAGGGCUGCAUGAACAUCACCACCAGAGCCCAGUUCGAAGCCCUCGUCCGGCCAUCCGCCCUGAGCGACGUCGUCUCCGCCUGCAACCAGUCCUUGUACAACGGCGCGCCGUGCGCGUCGUGCACCACCAGCCUCUCCAGCCUCCAGGCGUCGUACCUGACCGGAGGAUCGAUCGGGAACCUCAGCGAUUGCACGGCGUACCCCUCGAUAUACGCCGCCGCCUUCGCCAACCAGUUCGGCCCCACCGAUCACGGUACGGCUCAGUGUUUGUUCGGUUUCAAUUUCGACAAUUCACCCAGUUCGAAUAAUAAUAACCAGAGAAACAUUGUAAUUUGGGUAGUUGUGAUACUUUUUGUGGUUUUUCUGUCUCUGGGUUUUGGUGGGUUCUGUUUUAUUUGGAGGAGAUUGGGGAAAAAGAAGAGGAAAAUCAUUAGUGGAAGAGAAACGAGUUUGGCUGUUGAAAUGGAAUCAAUCAACCAGAGUACUACUCUAGUUAGGUACACAAUUGAUGACAUUAGACAAGCUACUAAGAAUUUCAAUAGGGAUAACAUAAUUGGGAGAGGAGGGUAUGGGAAUGUGUACAAGGGGGUGUUGCAAGAUGGGUCUGAAGUUGCAAUGAAGAGGUUCAAGAACUGUUCUGAAUCAGGCGAUGCAACUUUUGCCCAUGAGGUGGAAGUCAUAGCUAGCGUUCGGCACGUGAAUUUAGUGGCUUUGAGAGGGUACUGCACCGCAACUACGCCAUUGGAAGGGCACCAGAGGAUAAUAGUGUGUGAUUUGAUGAGGAAUGGGAGCCUCCAUGAUCACCUGUUUGGGAUGAGUGAGGAGAAGCUCAGUUGGCCGGUUCGCCAGAAGAUCGCGCUCGGAACAGCUCGCGGGCUGGCCUAUUUGCACUACGGUGCUCAGCCGGGGAUCAUUCAUAGGGAUAUCAAAGCUAGUAAUAUACUUUUGGAUGAGAAUUUUGAGCCUAAGGUUGCGGAUUUUGGACUCGCUAAGUUCAAUCCAGAGGGGAUGACUCAUUUGAGCACAAGAGUUGCCGGGACAAUGGGCUAUGUUGCUCCUGAAUAUGCCCUUUAUGGGCAAUUGACGGAGAGGAGCGAUGUGUAUAGCUUUGGGGUUGUGUUUCUUGAGCUUCUAAGUGGAAAAAAGGCGCUUAUGGCAGUUAACGAUGGGCAACCUUCGCUAGUGACCGAAUGGGCGUGGGAUUUGGUUAGAAAAGGGAGAGCUUUGGAUGUGAUUGAAGAUGGGAUGCUGGAUUUGGGGCCUCCGGAAGUUUUGGAGAAGUAUGUGUUAGUUGCAGUUCUUUGUUCUCACCCGCAAUUGUAUGCUAGGCCAACAAUGGACCAAGUUGUGAAGAUUUUGGACAUGGAUUUGCCAAUGCCUUCUAUACCAGAACGACCGAUCCCUCUUAUUGCGAAUAUUGAUGAUAUUGAGAAAUCUAUGAGCAGUAGUGGCUCUGGCAAUCUGUCCACUGCUGCUGGUUAUCAACCUUAUACGUCUGAGAAUGGCCACCCUUCGAGACAUAGCAAGGAAGAAGGAGAGACUUCCGGCCGCCCUUUGAGACAUAACAAGGAAGAAGGAGAGAAUUCCGCCCUCCCAUUGAGACAUAACAAGGAAGAAGGGGAGAAUUCUGGCACUUGAUGAAAAUUGUAAGCGAUUUGCUUGGGUUGAUCGAGAAGGAUCAUUCGAAGUCUUUGACAUCAUUCAUUUGUUGAUUACAUUGUGUGGUUCCUGAGAUUGGAAUCAUGGCUCUCCAUUGUGAAGAGGUGUAGGUGUAUAUAUAUAAAGUUAUAGUAGCAACUUUUUCCCCUGUAAAGAGAAAUAUAGCAUAUUUUUAUGUGUUUUUGCUGCCUAAAUCUUUAUUGGUCUUGCUCAAUUGAUGAUAUAUAAGAGCUGGUUCUUCAAA
Messenger RNA from Rhododendron vialii, 2449 nucleotides. RefSeq names its product probable LRR receptor-like serine/threonine-protein kinase RKF3. Gene Ontology annotation, biological process: protein phosphorylation. NCBI's taxonomy places the organism in Eukaryota, Viridiplantae, Streptophyta, Magnoliopsida, Ericales, Ericaceae. The transcript has a single exon. Gene Ontology annotation, molecular function: protein kinase activity; ATP binding. Bases 145 to 2184 code for a protein of 679 amino acids. The record is from RefSeq and is a predicted model, not a curated record.